AUGAAGCUCGAGGUGGGCAUUGUUGUGCAGCCAACGACGACGCCGAACCAGUCCAUCCGCGUCGCCGUGACGCUUCCGGCGCAGCUCGUCGAGAAGGAGCUCUCGCUGGUCAUGGGGCUCUUCCGUGCCGGCCACGCCAACCAGAAUCGGCCCAUCUUUCUUCGCUCGCUGCAGUUUGAUUUGCGCAAGCGCCUCCCGCUGGUCACGACGCGCCUCCAAGUCAAGGCGCCCAAGACCAUUGGCGAGUUUGAGUUUCGCGCGUUCAACGAAGACGCGGGCCCUGACAUCAUCUUUGCAUCCAGCGGUCCGCUCAAGGUGCUCGUGGAUGAAAAGUGCGUCGAAUUACGUCCUCGAUCCCUGUACCUAUGUCUUUUUUUCACUAGGUACUGGAGCGAAGCACUCGAGACGCUCGGCCAUCGCAUCGAAGCCGCCACCGACGCGCAGGACGUGGGCUUGAUCGUCUCGGCCGUCCUCGGGCUGCUGCGUGUUGUCGAGGUGCUGCCGACGGCCUUUCCGAGCCAAGCCAGCCUCUUUGGCAUGCACAUGGAGCACCUCCUGAGCCUCGUGUUUGAAGUGCAAUCGUGGGACAUGGAGAACGAAGAAUCGCUCGAUGGGUGGCACGGCGCCGUCCGCACGCUCCUCCACGUGACCGAGACCAACCGCUACGUGUGGGAAAGCCUCGUUCCGUCGGUGCAAAAGCUCGUCGCCAUGUACCAGUCUCGCCUCUACUGCGGGGUGAGCGACCGGUACUUUGAGACCCUUGACGCCAAGCAAGAGUACUGGCAAGCGCAUUUGGGUCUGCCCCUCCGCGACAGCGUCGCGCCGUGGGCACCGGGGUUUGAGCACGCACUUUCGACCUACUUGCAUGCCAAGACCGAAGCGCUGAUCCCCAACGUGGCUGAAUUUACAGCGGUGCGCCAAGCGAUCUUUGAGCGUGUGAGCGGCGUCGUGGGCGCGCUGAGCUUUCAAGGCCACCGGGUUGGUCUCGAUGUCUUUGGGUCGUCCAACAACUUUUUCGGCACGAAAGACAGCGACAUGGACAUGUGCUUGGUGCUUCCGACUGGCGUCGAGCUCACGCCGAUUCAAAAGCAAGACAUGCUCAAGGCGCUUGUCGAGAAGCUCGACCCGGAGCUCUUUUCCGACAUUGAUACGGGGCGUCUCACGGCGCGCAUCCCGAUCGUCAUGUUCAAGGACGCGACGUCGGGCAUCGACUGCGACAUUUGUGUGGAAAAUGCACUGGCGCUGCGCAACACGCGGCUGCUGCGGACGUAUGCCCUUGCCGAUCCACGCGUGCGCAUUCUGGCCUUCUUUAUCAAGUAUUGGGUCAAGACGCGCGAAAUGAACAACGCGGCCCAAGGCACAUUGAGCUCGUACGGCUACCUCCUCUUGCUCAUCCACUACCUCCAGCGCACGAGUCCGCCGGUGCUGCCCGUGCUCCAGACGCUGCCGCCGCAGUGGCAAGGGGAAAUCUGGUGCCGCUGCUACCGCGACGAGACGGAGACGACGAAGGAUCCGAGCGCGACGUGUCCGUACCGCCCCUGCAUGCUCAAGGGGCGCGACCAAGCCGACGGCCCGCGUCUGCCAAAUGUCGCCUUUGGCGAGGCCGAAACCUACUUUUUCGACCCGGUCCACGACGAGCACUGGCACGCGCUGCGCUCGUUUGGCGCGUGGAACCGAUCGAGCGUCGGGUCGCUCCUCCUCGGGUUUUUCAAGUACUAUGGCGACGUGGGCUUUGAUUACGCCCACCACGUGGUCUCGGUGCGCAUGGGCCGGACGCUGCUCAAGGCCGAGAAGCCGCAGUGGAAGCAGCACCACCGUCUCGCGAUUGAGGAUCCGUUUGAGCUCGACUAUGACGUGGCGCACGUCGUCAAGGGUGCGCGCUUCAAGUAUGUCCGGCAGCAGCUCGCGCGUGCGUACUGGCUGUGCGUGCAGGCCAACAUGGAGGGCUACGGCAUGGACGAGAUCAUGGACAUUCUCUGUGCGCCCAUCGUGCACAAGGACAAGGCUAGCGACAACGAACCCGCGUCGACCGACAAGUAGCUAGCUGUACAGAACCAGCAUGUAGCACCCAACACACACGCUCCGAGUUGUUCUCAAGACCAUAAAGUGUACUUUGAAUAUGAUCCUGUAACUUUGAGUCAAU
This is a messenger RNA of Saprolegnia parasitica CBS 223.65, 2143 nucleotides long. RefSeq lists its product as hypothetical. NCBI's taxonomy places the organism in Eukaryota, Oomycota, Saprolegniomycetes, Saprolegniales, Saprolegniaceae. The record is from RefSeq and is a predicted model, not a curated record. Gene Ontology annotation, biological process: RNA 3'-end processing. Gene Ontology annotation, molecular function: nucleotidyltransferase activity. Bases 1 to 2040 code for a protein of 679 amino acids. The transcript has 19 exons.